This is a messenger RNA of Peronospora matthiolae, 387 nucleotides long. NCBI's taxonomy places the organism in Eukaryota, Oomycota, Peronosporomycetes, Peronosporales, Peronosporaceae. The record is from the annotation of a GenBank genome assembly.
AUGGGAUGCUUGGGCUCGCUCGAGCGUGGUGAAGCGGACGGGAAGGACGGAAGGACGACUUUCACGGGGUACAAAAGAAAACAGGUGGUCGUGAGACAGAAAGUGGCUGGAACGAAGGAGUGGAGACCGUAUGCUCGGAAGAGGUUUUCAUUCAAGUCCCCUUUUAUCCACCAUGAUGGGAUUUGCUCUGGCUUCAAGGUGGACCAAGCGCCGAAAGGACGCGAGUGGCAACUGAGACAGCGUGUGGAUCCGAAACGCAUACUAAAAACAGAUACAGAAGCCAGCCGAUUGCAGAUUGAGGGGUGCACAGCGCAGCUGCUUGACGCCCGAUAUACAGCAUCACUCCCCGUAAACAUUACAACGUGCCAGAAAAUGGGCGGUGGCUGA